AUGUCUCUGAAACUUCUUCUCAUUCUUCUCCUCGCCCUCACCUCCAUCGCGGCGGCUCAAUCCAACCCCUCGCCCGGACCCAGCAAAGAAACAAGCGAGGCUCCAAAGCCUAAGUACUCCGAUCUGCCGGCGGCAGAGCCGACCGUCGUGGAAGCAGGGGAAGUUGCGAGGGCAGGGGAGGGUGAGGGGCAGAGGAAGAAGCACACUGACAAGUCGGUGGCAGGCGGCGGAGUUAUAAUCGGCGGCCUUCUCACCGCCGUGUGUAUGGCGGUCUUCUGUUACAUACGCGUGACCAGGAAGAGAGACGACGAGCUGCCGAUGUUUUUGGAGAGGAAAUCGACGGAUGCUCUGGUUUUGGACAGACAGUCGGUUACGUCAUCACCUUCUUCUCACUGA
Linum tenue is the source of this 396-nucleotide messenger RNA. The record is from the annotation of a GenBank genome assembly. NCBI's taxonomy places the organism in Eukaryota, Viridiplantae, Streptophyta, Magnoliopsida, Malpighiales, Linaceae.